This is a messenger RNA of Chroicocephalus ridibundus (black-headed gull), 1353 nucleotides long. Its product is annotated as aurora kinase C-like. Gene Ontology annotation, biological process: regulation of cytokinesis; protein phosphorylation; mitotic spindle organization. The transcript has 8 exons. The coding region runs from base 1 to 1008 and encodes 335 amino acids. Gene Ontology annotation, cellular component: chromosome passenger complex; spindle pole centrosome; kinetochore. Gene Ontology annotation, molecular function: ATP binding; protein kinase activity. Lineage: Eukaryota; Metazoa; Chordata; Aves; Charadriiformes; Laridae. The record is from RefSeq and is a predicted model, not a curated record.
AUGUCGCAGAAGGAGAACGUGAAUCCCGGCCUGGCCAAGUGUGGGGCGCUGACCCCCCUGGCCCCACAGCGGGUGCCCCGGAAGGACCCCCCCACCUCGGACGCCCCCAACCGGAGGGGGGGACCCUGCCCAGGCGCCGGGCGGGUGCCCCUGGAGCCCCCCAGCACCCUGCCCCCCCCGGCCCCCCCCGUCCGCACCUUCUCCCUGGAGGACUUCGAGGUGGGGCGGCCCCUGGGCAAGGGCAAGUUCGGGAACGUGUACCUGGCCCGGGAGCGGGGCUCGGGGCUGCUGGUGGCCCUGAAGGUGCUGUUCAAGUCCCAGGUGGAGAAGGAGGGGGUGGAGCACCAGCUGCGCAGGGAGAUCGAGAUCCAGGCGCACCUCCGGCACCCCAACAUCCUGCGUCUCUACAACUACUUCCACGACCGGCGCCGCGUCUUCCUCAUCCUGGAGUUCGCCCCCCGGGGGGAGCUCUACAAGGAGCUGCAGCGCUGCCAGCGCCUGGACGCCCCCCGCACCGCCACGCUGAUGGAGGAGCUGGCGGACGCGCUGCUCUACUGCCACGGCCGGAAGGUGAUUCACCGCGACAUCAAACCCGAGAACCUGCUGCUGGGGCUCAAGGGGGAGCUGAAAAUCGCCGACUUCGGGUGGUCCGUCCACGCCCCCUCCCUCCGGCGGCGCACGCUGUGCGGGACACUGGACUACCUGCCCCCCGAGAUGGUGGCCGGGGGGGGCCACGACGAGAAGGUGGAUCUGUGGUGCCUGGGGGUGCUCUGCUACGAGCUGCUGGUGGGGAGCCCCCCCUUCGAGAGCCCCUCCCACGCCCAGACCUACAAGCGCAUCGCCCAGGUGGACCUGCGCUUCCCCCCCUCGGUGCCGGAGGGCGCCCGCGAUCUCAUCUCGCGGCUGCUGCGGCUCAGCCCCGGGCAGCGCCUGCCCCUGCGGGGGGUCCUGCAGCACCCCUGGGUCCGGGCCAACUCCCGCCGCGCCCUGCCCCCCAGCGCCCGCUGAGACCCACACUUGGGGGGCAGGGACCCCGCCUCCCCCCCCGACCCGCAUACGGGGGGUGCAAAGUGCUCCGACCCACGCUUACGGGGUACGGACCCUCCCUGCGCCCCACACUUGGGGGGUACGGAGGGUCCCCGCCCCUGCUGCGACCCACACUUGUGGGGCAGGGACCCACAUCCCCCCCCCCCCGACCCGCAUAUGGGGGAUACGGACCUCCCUGACCCACGCUUACGGGGUUUGGACCCUCCCUGCGCCCCACACUUGGGGGUAUGGAGGGUCCCUUCCCCUCUCGCGACCCACACUUGUGGGGCAGGGACCCCCCAUGUCCCCCCCGGACCCACAUAUGGG